This is a messenger RNA of Guyanagaster necrorhizus, 902 nucleotides long. RefSeq lists its product as uncharacterized. Lineage: Eukaryota; Fungi; Basidiomycota; Agaricomycetes; Agaricales; Physalacriaceae. Bases 176 to 781 code for a protein of 201 amino acids. The transcript has 3 exons. Gene Ontology annotation, molecular function: acyltransferase activity, transferring groups other than amino-acyl groups. The record is from RefSeq and is a predicted model, not a curated record.
AAUCGUCUUUGCCGUGUGGCGCGGCUGGCUUUAGAAAGUUUUCUGGGGUCUCAUUGGCGAUUCAGUUUCAAGGCGCUAGAGCAAGUCAGCUGGCAGCGUGGAGUGGCCACGUGGCUGGCGAACCUUCUUCCCUCGAGCGUAGGUCUCGACGUAGUACUGCGUCGCUACCAACGAUAUGGCCAUCUCAAACUCCGAAACCUUCAAGCUCCGUACGUCUUUCCCCAGCUUCAUCCUUGACCCUUCCGGCUCAGUAUCACUCGCACCAGUUCCCUCCGAUGUGAUAUGUAAACCGAUAACAAGGCAGCAAACGAUAGCGUUACGCCAUUCCGUGCUUUGGCCUGGAGAAAACGUCACGAAAGUGUUACUACCGGAAGACGAACUGGGCUGGCAUUUUGGUGCCUUCGUACCGUCUCGUGUCGAACCAAUUGCCGUCAUCUCCCUUUUCGCUGAACCGGUUCCCAUGAAAUCCAUCGAUGGUCCUCUGGAUCGGGUCCCCGCUACCGAUGACCCUGCAAUGCCAGAAGGCAUGGCUACACGAUUCCGCAAAUUUGCCUGCGAUCCUUUGUUUCAAGGAUGCGGAGUCGGAACAAAAUUGCUGACAUACGUGUUUCACUUUGCGCGUUCAGAUCUGCACGCGAGAGUGGUAUGGUGUGAUGCAAGGGUGUCUGCGUCCGCUUGGUAUAGGAAGCGGUCAAUGGUUUCAUUCGGGGAUCCAUUUUACAAGGGGGCUGUGGAGUAUAUUCGAAUGAGAAUUGACUUGGAACCUCUUACAGGAGGUUGAACGCAAGGCCUGAAGACAAAAGUGCGGCUAUUUUUUUUUUUUUGGCCAGGUCUCUCGGAAACCAACAGUUUAUUAAUUCACUGUAACCGCAUGGACCGUUGUGAAAUGAAUCGUCGCCUCG